Messenger RNA from Maudiozyma saulgeensis, 1665 nucleotides. NCBI's taxonomy places the organism in Eukaryota, Fungi, Ascomycota, Saccharomycetes, Saccharomycetales, Saccharomycetaceae. The record is from the annotation of a GenBank genome assembly.
AUGAAAUAUCCAAAUAUGGGUAAAUCUAAUAAACUAUUAUCUUCUGCAAUUGCUUUAAUUGCGUUAAGUAAGGGACUAACUCAAGUCCAGGCUGCUGACUCAUUAUGUCAGACAGCUACUCCGUUGGUACCAUCUUUCAACAACUCCAUUCUAACCAUCUUAUACGAUGAAGAAUAUAAGUCUGAUUCUAUCGAAAGACUAUCAGGUGCUGUUCAAAUUCCAACUAUUAUCCAAGAUGUUAACCCAGAUCCUGCUGAUAACCCAGACUAUUAUGCCGAAUUUACAAAGUUGCAUGAAUAUUUAAAAGAAACUUUCCCAUUAGUUCAUGAACAUUUGACUCUUGAACUUGUAAAUCAUUAUGGUUUACUAUACACCUGGCAAGGUAAUAACACAUCCUUGCAACCAAUGCUUUUUACCGCUCAUCAAGAUGUUGUUCCUGUUGAAAACACUACCCUUGACCAAUGGGACUUCCCACCUUUCUCGGGUCAUUAUGAUGACGCUACUGAUUUCAUAUACGGUAGAGGUGCUUUUGAUGUUAAGAACUUAAUCAUUGCCCACAUGGAAGCUAUUGAGAAACUGUUAGAAGAUGGUUACUCUACUGAACGUACAGUUCUACUAGCUUAUGGUUUUGAUGAAGAAUCAGGUGGUGCUUUAGGUGCUGGAUAUAUCGCCCCAUUACUUCAAGAUAGAUAUGGUGAAAAUGGUGUUAUGGUCAUGUUUGAUGAAGGUGCCGGUGUUUUGAAGCUUGAUGACAGCCAUUAUGUCGCUACUGUCACAAAUGCCGAAAAAGGUACAAUGAAUCUAGUAGUUACUGUCAAUGGUAAGGGUGGACAUUCAUCUUCACCACCAGAUCACACUACUAUUGGUGUUGCUGCUGACUUUAUUACUGUUUUGGAGAAUAACCCAUUCGGUGUUCAGUUUAAUGUUCAAAGUCCAUUGUAUGGUUUGUUAACUUGUGCUGCCGAAUAUUCAGAUGAUCUUCCAAGUGACCUCAAAAAUUUGAUUCUUGGUGCCGCAGAUGAUACUGAGUUAGAGACUUCUCUGGCAAACUUCUUGGUAUCUAACGACAUGACUAAAAAUUAUGUGAGAACUACACAGGCUGUUGAUAUAGUUAAUGGUGGUGUCAAAAUUAAUGCUCUUCCAGAAAGUGCUUAUUUUAUUGUUAAUCACAGAAUUGCAUUUGGUUCUUCUGUUGAAGAAACUAGACAAAGGGUUAUGAAGUACGCAAACGAAACCGCUGUAAAGUUUGACUACGGUUUGGUAUUUGAAGGUAAUGAGAUUAUUCCAGCCACUGAUAACGGUUAUAUUGAUGUCGACUUACAACGUCUGCUAGAACCUGCUCCAGUUACUGCCAGUAGCGGUCCAGUUUGGGACUUGAUGGCCGGUACAGUAUCCAACUUAUUCGAAAAUAAUAUUUUUGCUCAAAAGGGUGAAGACAGUGAUAUUUUCAUUACAACUGCUGUUGUUACUGGUAACACUGAUUCUAGACAUUACUGGAAUGUAACCGAUACCAUUUACAGAUUUACUGGUGGUGUUACUGAUCCAGAAAUUCUUGCUACAAUGCACACUGUUAAUGAACAUAUGUCUAUGGAUGCUCAUUUACAAUCUACUGCUUUCUUUUACGAAUUCAUUGUUAACGCAAAUGAACACGGAAGUUCUAUUUAG